Molecule: messenger RNA, 2540 nt
Organism: Bolinopsis microptera
Lineage: Eukaryota; Metazoa; Ctenophora; Tentaculata; Lobata; Bolinopsidae
Product: nucleolar complex protein 2 homolog
Exons: 7
Coding region: 4-2307 (767 amino acids)
Biological process (GO): ribosomal large subunit biogenesis; negative regulation of transcription by RNA polymerase II
Cellular component (GO): nucleoplasm; Noc2p-Noc3p complex; nucleolus
Molecular function (GO): histone binding; transcription corepressor activity
Source: RefSeq, a predicted model, not a curated record
GCGAUGAUGGUGCAAAAUCAGCCUGAGAAGAAGAAAAGGAAAAGAAAGAAGCUCGAAGCCCCUAAAACAAAGAAGAAGAAAGUGGUAGCUGUCAAAGGAGAUGAUUUAGGUGAACUGAAUGCUGACGAUUUUAUGGCUUCGUUCGACGAUGACAACGAUGCCAUCCAAGGGUCAGAGUCACCCGUCAAGCCUAAGCCUAAGGCCAAGAAAAAGUCAAAGAAAUCUAAACCUGCUGUAUCUGACGAGACGGCUGACUCAUCAGGACAGACUGCAGAGGAGUCUGAUCAGACUCCAGAGACCGCUAGCAAGGAUGAAAACAUUCCCAAGUCGGGCAAUGUUAAGAAAGGGCUGUCACGACUCGGAGAAAAGGAUUCCGAUUUCUUCAAAUUUCUACAAGAGAACGAUCCAUACCUUCUUGAUUUCAGUGGGGCUGAAGAUUCGGACGGUUUAUCCGGAGUAGAUUCAGAGGAUGAGAUUCCAGAAGAUUUAGAAGAUGAGGCAGAGAACAUGUCAGAUAAUGAUCCAGAUCCUAAUACAGAAAUGGCUGGUCAAGAAGAACCUGAACUUGCAGAACCCACUGUCACUGCAAUUAAUGUUACGCCACAGCUCCUCAAAAAGUGGAAGUUAAACCUGGAGAAGAACAGUUUGCCAACGUGGAAGCAGCUUGUCAGGGCAUUCCAAGCUGCUGUCGUUACCGCUAAAGGAGAUGAACCAGAAUCCGAGAUGAAGUACACCAUAGUAGACCCAGAUAUUGUUAAUAAAGUCAUCAUGAUGUGUCUGAAGUAUACCAGUGAAUUGCUGAAGAGUCACCUGGGAGAGAAUCCUACUAGUUCCACUAAGUGGAACAGACUUAAAAUGUCUCUCAAGUCUUAUCUUACCAGUCUGACUGAGUUAUUAGGUCUGCUGACGAGUAACGAUGUACUGUGUGCAGUGAUGAGGCACUGUAAAGCCAUGUUACCAUACUAUGCUGCUUUCUCUAGACUUAUCAAGAAGUUUGUUAAGAGUCAUGUAGCUGUGUGGGGUAGCAAAUCUGAGCUUUCUCGAGUUGUAGCUUUCACUUGUCUUCAGGCGGUAGUGAAGAAGAUACCCACAUUCCUGGAGGACAUGUUGAAGAAAAUGUACGUUGAGUACACCAAGUGCAGUAAGAUGAUGAACCCAAAGUCACGUGACAACAUUAUGUUGAUGAGGAACAGUCUUGUGGAAAUGUUUAAAAUAAACCCUUCCAUCACUUACACCACGGGGUUCCUUUACAUCCGACAGUUAGCAGUGACAUUACGCUCAGUGAUCGUUAACAAGAAGGAUGUUGAGUCCGUCUAUAACUGGCAGUAUGUCAACUGUUUGCACGUGUGGGUAUCUGUGUUAUCGGAUUGUGAUGCUUGUCUUCAACCCCUCAUCUUCCCUCUCAUACAGGUAAUGAUGGGUGUGAUAAAGUUGCACAGUUCGCCGUGUUUCUACCCCCUCCAUCUCCACUCCAUCCGCCUCAUGCUCCAUCUUGCUGCUGCCACUAACAAGCACAUUCCUCUGGUACAUUCCUUGUUAGGAACUCUGGACUUCUGUGCUGUGGUCCACAAAGCACCUGCUACCAAACCUGUUGAUCUUACUUGUGUUCUCAGGGUAACGAAAGGUUACAAGAAGACAAAAGCGUUCCAGGACGGUGUAUUCGACCUGACAUAUGAACUCCUCCUGAACUACAUUUCUCAACUGUCACAAAGCAUCAGUUUCCCUGAGGUCUCUUUCCCUGUAAUUGUGUGGUUGAGGAAGUUUAACAAAAAGUGCAACAAUCCUAAGUACACUUCUCAGAUGAAACAACUACUAGAAAAGAUGGAAGCGGUAUCACGUGACCUCACCGAGAAAAGGUCGAGCGUCUCCUUCACCCCCAAGGACCUGGACAAGGUGACAGAGUGGGAGAGUCAGCUUCCUGACUCUGCUCUUACUAAAUACUUCAACACCUGGCUCAAGAUACACCGAGCUGUGGCGGCUGCUAAUAAGAGUGCUGAAGAGGAGGAGGAGGAAGGAGGGGAAGGUGAGGAGGAGGAUGUUGGAGCUGAUGAUAGCGAUGAGGAAGGGGAAACUGCACCAUCUCCUAAGAAGAAAGCGAAGAAAUCCAAGAAGUCAAAGACGAAAGACACUCCUGACGCAAAUGGAAUAGAAAAUGUCAACGGUGCUUCUUCAGAUGCAUCAUCACCAGAUAAAAAGAAAAAGAAGAAGAAGAAAACGAAAAAGGUAGAAGAAGAGACGAAAGUUGAUGAAGAUGUAGAAUUUGUUGACACUGGUGAUAUGGUGGAAGACAUCGUUUUAUCUGACUGAUCCAGCUGUUUUUUAGGUUUUGAACUGUUGUCCAUUAUGAUUUUUCUGCAUCGUUUUUUCGGGACGUCGUAGGAUUUUUGUUUCGCCAAUUUUAUUCCUUGACCGUUGUGGAACAGCAAGACUGUUUCAACAAAAAAUAUUUUGGGUUUCUUAAGUUAUUAUUUUUAGACGACUAAUUUAUUGAAGUUUUAGAUCAUUUGAAGCAUCGAUUCAGAUUCAAAAUUUCUUUUACA